AUGACACGACCAACCAUUGUCCGAGCCGACCACCACGCUCCAUCCGCUCAGGACCAUUCCAAGACCGCUCGCACCGUCUCCUCCCCCAACUCCCUCUCGCCCCACCAGGCAGAGACCAUUCGUGAAGUUAUCAGCGACACCGCCGACGAAGAGCGCCGUUCCCCGCGCGUCUCGUGGGAAAACGGCAACGGCAUUGACGAUAUUCACCGGUUCGCCGACGACCUUGUCGCCGGUCCCACGGGAUCCAGCUCAAACUCCAACUCCCGCCUCCGAGGCGCUGCUGACGACAACGACGAUAUCAACGGAAAGAUGGUGCAGGAGGAUGCGCUGGCCAUUGCGCAGAACGGAGGCAUCUCGUCCUCGGACGAGGGUGACCUCGACGGCGACGCUGACGACCUCGACGAUGACAUGAUGGACAAGAUCUCGAGUUCUCCCUCGAUUGAAGAUGGUGGGUACAGCCCCGUCAUUGCCCCUCGGGCAUGGCCGCGUCGAAUUUCUUCUCUACCCGGAUCGCUACGGAGUAGUUCUCCCACUCCCUCUGGUUCAAGUGUCACCAGGGUCUGUUCGCCAUACCCUGAGCCUCUCAGCUAUACACCCAGCCCCGGCAAGCUUGCCCAGCUGCCGCGAGCACUACCCGCAACAAUCCAGAAUCAUCGUCUUCGGGGUGAGUAUACCGACCGCAACAACGACGCCGACGAAACCGACUCCGAUCCCGAAACCGAUGCGAGCUUCGAUUCCACCACAGCCGAGUUUCACCAAACACCCGAAGAUGAGGAAGAAAGGCAUGGGAUGAAGGUUCAGAAAGAGGUGCACCCUUCUUCUGAAGGAUCAAGCAUAAGGAGGCGAGUCACUGUAUCGGUAAACAGGGAGCAGGACAUAUUCUAUGACUGCAAGUCAGUCUUGAAUCUUUCGGACACGAGCGACGAAGAAACUCACCAGCAGGAAAACGAGCACGACGACGAUUUCGACGACUACGAUCUUGCCCUGACCGUCCCCUACGAAGAAUCAUACGAAGACGAUGACUCUUCCCUCUCCCUUCCCAGCGAUCCGAGCUAUGUUGAUUCUGGUUGGGCGACAGAAUGCUUACAAGAAACAGAGGACAUCGAUUUCGAGUUCGUUUAUGCACUCCACACGUUCGUUGCCACGGUCGAAGGCCAGGCGAAUGCCACCAAGGGUGAUACCAUGGUUCUGCUAGAUGACAGCAACAGCUACUGGUGGCUGGUAAGAGUUGUCAAGGACAGCAGUAUUGGAUAUUUGCCUGCGGAACACAUCGAGACGCCAACAGAACGAUUAGCCCGUUUGAACAAACACAGGAACGUCGAUCUUUCUGCUACGAUGCUAGGAGAUCAAACAGACAAGAAGCAACCGACAUUCAAGCCGUCUAUACGGCUAAGACGGAAAACGGUAACUUUUGCUCCGCCGACUUAUGUCGACUACUCGGACUUUGACGACUACUCAACCGACGAAGAAGAUCUGGAUGACCUAUUUGGUCAAUCAACAACUAAAUCCACCCAGCAACAAGAACAGAAGAAGGAUACCCAGCAGACAUCGACAAUAUCAGUUGUGGAAGACGACGACUCAUCAGAGGAGAGUGCCAAGGUGGAACCACUCAAGCCUCGCUCCAACGUCAAAUUGGUUAUUGAGCCUACAAAGGUCGAGACGGUCGAAGAGGAGGAUGAGACGAGGAGUAGCGAAGAGAUACUCCUGGACAGCAAGCUGGAGGGCCCGAGCAAAUCACGAAACGGCACUGUGAGAAACACAGACUCGUUCUACAGAGACGAGACUGUGGAGACCAAGAAGAUCACGCUGACACCAAACCUUUUGCGGGACGACAACCAGCCCCGGCCAUCUCAAGACUCCAUCACCAAGGAUAUCAAAGCAAGGACAAGCCUGGAUAAAAUGGAUAAGGAGCUCAUGUCGGACAAGGAAAAGAAGAAGAUCCAGGACAAGGCCCGGAAAGAGAAGGAGAAGAAGCCCAGUGCCAUUCGAAGCUUCUUCUCUAGGAAAGACAAGAAGAAGUCGAUCGAUGAUGACGACGAGUCGUUUGGCAAGAGGUCGAUGGACACUGUGUCGGAUACCCGGGACAGCGAGUCGAUCGAGGAGGUGUCGUCGCCAGUUCAACGAAACCCAAGCAAGCUCCAGAAGCAGAUGCCGCGUACAGAGCCCUCGCUGUCACGCAAGAACUCUGUUGGAUCACAGGAGCAGUCCUCAACAAGGGAGCUUGCCGCUUACUUGGCUGAGUCCCGGACCAACGACGUGUCUAACGUACCACCGGCCUCGAUGCGGCUCGUGGACCCCGAGACGCAAGAGACACAGGAACUGCCGUCCAAUACUCAUGUUGGCGGUGAUGUGACCAGGACACGGUCAGCAUCCGCCGCCGCACAGCACGACGAUACCAAGGCGUUGGCCAAGGCCCUUGGCCGUAGUGCCAGCACAGGAACACAGCCCAGAACGGCCAGGACAGUCAAGCCCCGGCCGUUGACGGAUCUGGAUGAGCUGGAAAGCUCAGAAGAUGAUUAUGCCUCGGAGCCCGAAGCACAGCCGACGCAAGAGCCAGCUAAGGAGCAGAAGGCUGAAGGGGCUGGUCUACGGCCACAACUCCCAGGGGCAUUCCCCGAUAGCUUUGAGGCUGCACCAGGCCAGAACUCGGCGGCGGCAGCAGCCACAAGCAAGGAGCAGCAGCAGGAUCGUCUGUCAGAAUCACCGGUGCAUGUGUCGCCUGUCAACGUGACGCGUCCCCCGGCACUGGAGAUCGACACCUCGUCUCAGGAAGGCCGGUCGUCAUCCGAAGUGCCGUCGCCAGAGCUCAUGCAUGGAGCCGACACUCCCAAGGACAGCAGCUCUACGAGGAGCAAGGAGGCUGGCUGGGACGACGAGAAGCUACGGGCAUUCUUUGAUGACGGCGAGCAUGUUCGGGACCUCCUCAUGGUUGUGUACGACAAGACGGACGUCGAACCAGCGGGCAAGGAUCAUCCAGUGGUGAGCGGGCUGUUUAGGGAGCAGAACGCCAAGUUGGCAGAGAUUACGACUCAACUCGACAAUAUGCUUGGAGACUGGUUGGCAAGAAAGCAACGACUCCGAGGCACGCUAUAG
Fusarium vanettenii 77-13-4 is the source of this 3093-nucleotide messenger RNA. RefSeq lists its product as uncharacterized. Gene Ontology annotation, cellular component: microtubule cytoskeleton; cell tip. NCBI's taxonomy places the organism in Eukaryota, Fungi, Ascomycota, Sordariomycetes, Hypocreales, Nectriaceae. The coding region runs from base 1 to 3093 and encodes 1030 amino acids. Gene Ontology annotation, biological process: establishment or maintenance of actin cytoskeleton polarity. Gene Ontology annotation, molecular function: protein binding. The record is from RefSeq and is a predicted model, not a curated record. The transcript has 6 exons.